AUGCCUUCUCCCGGGCCACCUUUACCGCCUGACAUACUUGUUGAUGAAGAGAUCUCGCCAGUAUACAAUUCCAAGUACUUCUACCCAGCGAAGCCCGGAGAGGUACUCGCCAGUCGUUACCAAACCCUGGUCAAGGUCGGUUGGGGCGUGCAUGUUGAAGAGCCAGAAAAUGUUGUGGAACUGAAAAUCGCCAAUAGCAAUACGAAUUCCGCUUGUCAUGAGCGCGAGGUUGAAGAGCACGUUUCCACAGCAGAUCCAUCACAUCGUGGUCGCUCACUUAUCCGACCAUUGUUAGACUCUUUUGAAGUUAAAGGCCCAGAAGGUUUUUAUUCUUGUCUUGUAUAUCCACCUAUGAGGGAGCCAUUGUCGAUGUAUCGGCGGCGCUUUGACGAUAGAAAGAUGCCACUGCCCCUUAUUAAAACAUAUAUUCGUGCUCUUUUUACAGGGCUUGAUUACCUUUACAAAGAAUGUAGGAUAUUUUAUACGGCUUUCAAGAUUAAUUCGACCGGACGACCAGUGUAUCAGUCCCAGAAUAACCUGGGGCCACUCAAAAGCCUAAGAAGUAUACCACAGCUUAUUAACUUCGGCUUGGUAACCAGACUAGAAGAAGAUGACGACUGGGGCGUCUGGCCUACUCAGCCAGAUCACUAUCGGGCACCAGAGGUGAUACUGGGUAAUGGAUGGCAAAUGCCUGCGGAUAUUUGGAAUCUUGGUGUUCUGCUGUGGGAUAUGAUCGAAGGCAAAGAGUUAUUUCGGCAUAUCCAUGAUCAACAAGGUCGCUAUGAUGCUAAGCUACGCAUCGCCGAAAUGAUAGCCUUACUCGGUCCACCACCUCCAGAGAUCACACAAAGGUAUCAAUACAUGCGAGAAUACUCUUGGCCGCAACCUGUCAGACGAGAAGACGACAAAGCAUGCGGGACGGCGGAGGAGUACUUUUGUGGGCCAUUCUUUGACAAUAGUGGUAUUACUGGGUUUCCUAUCUCGAACGAAAUAUUCUCAGACUCACGAAACAUCUUAGGUCGCUUUCUCUACGAAGACCUGAUCCCCGACCGGGAACUAGGCGGCACAGUUUCAUUUCUUGAGGGAGAGGAGAGGGAAGCGUUUCUGGAUCUCGCGAAGGUAAUGCUUGUCUGGCAUCCAGAUAUGCGAAAAAAGGCAGGCGAACUGGCGGAGCAUCUUUUUCUUCAACUAAAGCAAACAAGCGCCUGA
Messenger RNA from Aspergillus pseudonomiae, 1209 nucleotides. RefSeq names its product putative protein kinase. Gene Ontology annotation, biological process: protein phosphorylation. Gene Ontology annotation, molecular function: protein kinase activity; ATP binding. The transcript has 4 exons. The record is from RefSeq and is a predicted model, not a curated record. NCBI's taxonomy places the organism in Eukaryota, Fungi, Ascomycota, Eurotiomycetes, Eurotiales, Aspergillaceae. The coding region runs from base 1 to 1209 and encodes 402 amino acids.